CGAACUAGCAAGCAUGUAUCGGUCGUUACUUUUUCUUGCGCUUGUCACCAGACUCGUUCAAUUUUGUCUCAGUCAGGAUAGUGAAUUGAUACCCGGACCGGCAGAGGUAGCCUCGGAAGUGAAUUCAAAUAUAGAUCCAAAAUCUGAUCUGUCACCGGAUGAAUUCCUUAGAAGAGGCAAACAAUAUUUCAUACAUUGUUCGGAAAAGGUUGGAUUCUUCUCGGCAUGGCGUAGCUGCAACGAUCUAGGAUUGGAAUUAGCGGCGGUAGUUUCUGAGAAAGAUAAUCAGCUGCUGGCUGAAAAAGCGGCACACGUGCAUCAGGAGCUUUGGUUGAGUGGAACAAAUCUCGGCAGAAGAGGCGACUGGAUUUGGUUGGUCAGCCGUCGCCAAGUCGGUUGGGGAAACGAUUACCUCAAGUGGGCACCGGGACAACCACAGGGCGCUGAUAAAUGUAUGCUAGUUUCAGUAAACAGUCAGGGCGGUAUUUGGAAAGCUGCGGAUUGCCAUGAACAUCACUGUUUUGUCUGCCAAAAGUAUCUUACCUAGGUGACAAAUCGAAUCAAAUUUUUGAUUAAAGCACAAAUAAAGCUCA
This is a messenger RNA of Sabethes cyaneus, 593 nucleotides long. Its product is annotated as perlucin-like. Lineage: Eukaryota; Metazoa; Arthropoda; Insecta; Diptera; Culicidae. The coding region runs from base 14 to 547 and encodes 177 amino acids. Gene Ontology annotation, biological process: biological process involved in interspecies interaction between organisms. The transcript has 3 exons. The record is from RefSeq and is a predicted model, not a curated record. Gene Ontology annotation, molecular function: carbohydrate binding. Gene Ontology annotation, cellular component: external side of plasma membrane.